Cetraspora pellucida is the source of this 4299-nucleotide messenger RNA. Lineage: Eukaryota; Fungi; Glomeromycota; Glomeromycetes; Diversisporales; Gigasporaceae. The record is from the annotation of a GenBank genome assembly.
AUGAGUUAUAUUAAAAAUGCAUUAAAAAAUGCACGAGAAUCAAUUAAUGCUAAGAAGUAUGAAGAAGCAAUAAAACAUUGUGAAAAGGUUUUACAAUUUGAGGCUGAUAAUUAUAACGCAUAUGUAUUUCUCGGAAUUUCGCAUUUAAAUUUGCAACGACUUGAUGAAAGCAAACAGGCUUAUCUUCGUGCUAUUGAAUUAAAUGCAUCACAACCGCUUGCUUGGCAGGGCCUUGCAAAUUUUUAUGAAAAACAAGAGGAUUGGACGAAUCUGGCAGAAACUUGGGCCCAAUUAUCGAAAAUAUAUAUUGAAAGUAAAGAUGGACAGAAGACUUUAGAUCUUAUUAAUAAACUCGUUGAUUUAUAUACAAAUAAAGAAAAAGAUCGGAAGCUGCUGGUCGCAACUCUAAAAUAUUAUUUACCAUCGAGUCCAUACUAUGAAACUGUUCGAAACCUUGAUAAUUUACCAUCACAAACGCAAAUAUUACUGCAAAUAAUCGAGUUAUUGGAAAAAGAAGAAAAAGAAAGAAUUCAUCACGAGAUUGAAACUAGGAGAAAAAGACUUGACGCUGGUUCACAAGCUAGCAUUAAAGCUCAAGUUGAGAACGAGGUUUAUAGCAAUUCCGAAUUAGAAACUUUUUAUGACUCUUUAUUAGAAAUUGUGGAUGAUUCAAACAUUCCCGGUGUAAACAUUGCAAAUUUAUCGGUCAAAUAUGUUGAGCAUCUUCGAAAAAAACUUGUUUCGAUCCCUUCAGAAAAUAAACAAGCGUUGAGAGAAAAGCUUUUUAAGCUGGCUCAAAAGCUCGUCGAACAAGGUACAACCUCGCCUAUGCCUUAUGAAAUACUUAUUGAGAGCACCAAUGUUGGUUCCGCAGAUGAAUAUGAUGUUAAUAUGUUGGAACAAUAUUCUGAAAAGUUUCCGGAUACUGAAUUGUCCAAAAUCAUUCAAAUAUAUUUCAAAUCCAAGCAAGAUGACGAUACCGAAACUAACGGACUAUUAAUUGAUGGAUUUGAAAAUUCAAAUAGUAUAUUUGGUAACCUUGUAUUGAGUUGGUUAAAUCACGAUUACAAAGAUUAUGAAUUAGCUCUAGAAUAUACAAGUAAUGGUCGUAAUAUAGUAGUUAAGUACGGUAAAAGCACAGGAUGCGAGUUAGAUAGAGUUUUGCAAUCUUUAGAAUUGUGUAUGGCCAAUUGCUAUCUUAAUAUUGACGUCAAGUACCAUAUGGAUGCAUUGCAACUUUAUCAAAAAAUUUUGAGGAAAGAACCAGACCAUAUUCUUGCCCUUCAGGGGGUUGGAAUAAUAUUGUCAGCACAAAAGCAAUUCGAAAAAUCCGUUGAAACAUUUGAGAAGAUAUUACAACUUGACUCGGAAAAUUAUAUAGCUAAAAGUGAAAUAGGAUGGAUCCAUUUUUUAACAGAGAACUUUGAAGAAGCCCUUAAAUUGACUCUAGAUGCUAUUGAAAUGUACGAUGAAAGCGCACUUUGUUUUUAUCGUUUGGGCAGAAUAUAUUGGGCCAUGGGUGGUAUGAAUCCUAUUAAAAUUAAAAUGCAUGAUCAUGGGCGUGCAAAGAAAUGCUAUCAAAAAGCAUUUUCUAUUGAUGCAUGUGAUGAUGAAGCAGCAUCAGAAUUAAGUGAAUAUUUCCAGUCUGAAGGUGAAGGGAAUAUUGCGGAGGGCAUAUAUCGUACUGUAAUUCAAGCAAAUCGUAGGGCUGGAUGGGCCUGGAAACGAUUGGGGUUUGCGGAGUUGGCUAAAGGAAAUUAUUCCGAAGCAAUAACAGAUUUUCAGACCGCUUUGAGAACUGAUACUAAGGAUAUUCGUUGUUGGGAAGGACUUGCAGAAGCUUAUCGUCAUGAAGGUCGGUAUAUAGCCUCAAUGAAAGCUUUUUUGCGCGCGACUGAGUUGGAUCCUUCGUCAGUAUAUGCUCAUUAUCAGAUUGCUACAGUAAAGCAAAAAUUGGGCAUGUAUACUGAUGCAAUCGAUCAAUAUAAUUUGACUCUCGAAAAAGCGGAACUUAAAGGUGAACAUAAUCACAUACCGUCAUUGGAAGGUCUUGGAAAUUGUUAUCUGUCUUUAUCCAUAGAAUAUUUUCACACCGGAUUUUACGGUCGUGCAGCUGAAUCAUUAGGUCAUGGUAUCGCAACAAUAGCACGUGCGAUAGAGACAAACAGCAAAUAUCUGUGUCUUUGGAAAUUAAUCGGUGAUUUUUGCAUCAUUUCGACAUCAUUGCCAAAUUAUUUGCAUUUGGUACCUUUGGCUCCAAUUAAAAGUCUAAUCGGAAUCGCUAAAAAAUUAGAUAUAGACAUUAAAUUACAUCUUCCCAAUGAUAUUGAUAAUCUUGGAUAUAGUAUAUAUUUAGAUUCUAACAAAGAUAUAACAAAUUCCGAUAUGCUUCGAAUCAUUCUAACUUGUGGUUGUCUCUCAUACAAAUAUGCCAUCAUACUGAGUGGAAAUCGACCUGAUACCGCUCCUGCAUUGUGGUUUGAUUUGGGUGUGGCUUAUUAUAAGUCGUAUGAACACUAUUCUAAGAAUAUUGGAGAGAAUGUAGAUGAUCAUGUUUAUGAAACUUUAGUGACAAAGUAUUUGAGUAUUGGAAUUAGGUGCAUUAAGAUAGCAUUGAAAUUUGAGCCAACGAAUUUCCAAUGUUGGAAUUCGCUCGGUGUUAUGACUCUUUUGGUAAAUACCAAAAUUAGCCAACACGCGUUCAUUAAGGCAAUUGGUUAUUCUCCAAAAAGUCCCGUUCCGUGGACAAAUCUUGGACUCUUAUAUUUAUUACAUUCAGAUUUGGACCUUGCUAAUCAAGCAUUUUCGACGGCUCAAUCUCUUGACCCGGAUUAUGCACCGGCGUGGGUUGGGCAAGCUUAUGUUGCAAAUCUUUGGGGAAGUAAUGAAUCUGCAGAAUUGUUUGAACAUGCUUAUGAAAUUAGUGGUGGUGGUCAUUCACUCGAAGCGGAUUAUGGCUUUGCAUAUCAGGCAUUUACACGAUAUAAAAAUUCUUCACCAGUGCACAAAGCUUUGUUAAUGUCUCCCACUUUUGCAUUGCAAAAACUUUCAGAACAAAGACCGGAUGAUGCUGCAUCAUUAAAUCUAUUAGGUUUAUUGUUUGAACGACUUAAUCGACCAGAUAGAGCCGUUGAUGUAUUCACUGAUGUGAUCGUUGCAAUUAAAAAAUCACUUCAAAAGGAACAGUCAACAUUCCGGUCGGGAACAUUAUCUGAAGAUUUGCAAGAACCGCAAUCGAAGCAGACAGUGUUAUUUCGAAGGCUCGCGUACGCACAAGGAAACCUUGGGAGAGUACUUUGUGCAACACGUAACUUCUCUAGUUCCAUCAUAGCAUAUACGGAAACUUUGAAAUUGAUUGAGCAACAAGAGAAUGGUUUAUCAGCUUCGAUGGUAUCAUUUAAAAUAUAUACAAUGUUAGGAGCUGGACUUGCUUAUUAUUUUAACGAUGAAUUAGAAAAUUCCCUUCAAAUGUUUGAAGCUGCUCUUAAUGCAGCUGAUGAUCCUGAACAGGAAUCAAACGUUGCUGAAGUUAAGAAAGAUGUAGUUGUUUUGGUAUCACAAGUACUUUGGGCGUUAGGUGGUGUCGAUCACAAAAAUAUGGCGAAGGAUGAAUUGUUCAGAUGUAUUUCACAAAAUCCACAACAUCUUCCUGCUAUAUUUGGCCUGUGUGCUAUAGGAAUAUUACAAGAUGAUGAUACUCUGGCUACUGCAGCAUUAAGAGAGAUGGCUAAAUUACCCAUUAAAGUUGUUGACAAAUUGGACCGGGAACGUGAUAUAGAUUUCUUGUCUAGUAGAUACUUCUUGUUACAGAAUUUACCUGAAGAAGCUACACAAUCUCUCUCUAAAUCAAUCCUUCUUAGACCUUAUGAACUAAUAAAUUGGAUUAACUUAACAAAUCAUCUUAUUUCUCUUUCGAUUCCAUUUACUUCUGCUUCAAUAGCUGGUUCUGCAAUGGAACAGAUAUCAAACCCACUAUCUUCUUUAUCUAAGCAAUUGUCAACUAAAGAAAAAGCGAAGGUAUAUCAAAAUUAUACUACUGCUUUGUUGAUUUCUAGGCGAGCUGUUAAACAGGAUUUAAUCACAAUUGGAGAAGAUAUAAGUGAUAGUAGCAUAAUUAAAGAGCCAUUUGAUGAUAUUGAAAAUCAUAACAAAAAAGAUGAAAAGGAUAAAGGUUCAGAAGGGGAAUAUAAAAAACUUGGACUAAAUGCCUUGGAAAUUGCUCAGCGAGCUAUCAGAAUUGCACCAUGGGAUUUGGUUGGAUGGUCUUUGCUUGCUAUCGCAUAUAAAGAAAGUGAAUAA